Messenger RNA from Salvia miltiorrhiza (redroot sage), 4407 nucleotides. RefSeq lists its product as uncharacterized. Lineage: Eukaryota; Viridiplantae; Streptophyta; Magnoliopsida; Lamiales; Lamiaceae. The transcript has 3 exons. Gene Ontology annotation, molecular function: nucleic acid binding; RNA-DNA hybrid ribonuclease activity. The record is from RefSeq and is a predicted model, not a curated record. Gene Ontology annotation, biological process: DNA integration. The coding region runs from base 1 to 4407 and encodes 1468 amino acids.
AUGCAGCAAAAGCAGUACCCUUUCUUAGACUCUGAUGUCUCUGGGAUAUUUGAUGACCUGCUCAAAGAGGGACUUAUCGAGCUACCUGAAAUGAAGCAACCAAAUGAAGCAGGACGAACGGAUGAUCCAAAAUAUUGCAAAUACCAUCAGUUGGUUGGACAUCCCAUACAUGAUUGCUUCAUCUUCAAAGAUAAAGUCAUGCGACUGACUCAAGAAGGAAAGAUAUCCCUUGAAGAAGAUUAUGUUGUCGCAAAUAUGGUUUCCGCUGACUUGAGUGACAUAAUAGAAGGUAUUGAAAUCAUGUAUGAUACAUCCAAUCAAGUAGAUGAAGCACCUGAGCUAAAUGCGAAUGAAGAUGAUGACGCCUUCACAAUCACAUUUUCUGAUGAAGAUAGGCAGCUAGGAUCUGAACCUCAUAACAGACCAUUGUUCGUGAGUUGUUAUACACAGGAACAGAAGGUUAAUCGAAUUCUCAUCGAUGGAGGCUCGGCGGUCAAUAUUUUACCACUAAGGACUUUGAAACAAUUGGGAAUUCAAGAAGACGAGCUAUCAAAUAGCCAAUUAAUGAUUCAAGGUUUCAACCAUGAAGGGCAAAGAGCUCUUGGUACUACAAGGCUACGAUUGCAGAUGCAGGACAUGGACUCCACGGCGUUGCUUCAUGUGAUUGAUGCAAGGACAUCCUACAACAUGCUUCUAGGGCGACCGUGGCUUCACGAAAACGGUGUCAUUCCUUCUACAUUGCAUCAAUGCUUCAAGUACUAUCAAAAUGGCGUCGUGAGAAAAGUGGUUGGUGAUCACAAGCCUUUCACAGAAGCAGAGUCGCAUUUUGCCGAUGCUAAGUUCUAUUUGGAAAGAACUAAAGUGACAGUGGUAGAAAGGGAUAUGCCGCACGGGGAGUCAGGAUCCCGCCAAAAGAAAGAAUCUCGUCCAAAGAUGGAAGAACUCUCAAAGCACUUUGGUCCGAAUGCGUAUAAACUUCUUGUAAACGCCGGAUACAAUCCUCAAGAAAGCUCCACGUCAGGGUCUCAUUUGAGAAAAACUACUAACACGAGCCAAAAUCCCAAGGCAGGCCUAGGAUACACGGUGCAAAGUCCUGUUCGUAUCGCCAUCAAAAGAGCCACGACUAACUAUGCUAGCGCCAAGCAAAUCCAGGAAUCUUCGAACAAUCAAAAAAUUCAAAGGGUUUCUGUCUUCAAAAGGUUGGGUAAAAGAGAAGCUCGACGAAUAUCUGUCUUUAAAAGGCUUGGCAAAGGCAAGUCAUGGAAAAAGGACGUGACAAAAGGGGCCGAUGAAUUGAACAUGACAGAAAAGCUAAAGAGCUCGAUUCCUUCUCGUAUGAAGAGGUGUACCACUUUGCUCGUAUCAUGUGGAAAAGAAUUGAAGGCCAAAAUAAAGACGGUCGUCUUUACACAUGGUGCCGAAGACGACGAAGAUAGAGAGAGUAUAGCUUCAUCUUACUACAUUACUAAUGGUGCUAACAAUCCAAUUUCUCGUACUACUCGAGGUCAAGUGCGUCGUGAAGAUGUUGUUACAUCGAACCAUAUCACCUCAUGUGAGGAAGUGGUUGUCGAAGAAGAAGACACUGAAAUAGCUCCUCAACAGUUUGAAGAAGGAGUUAAGGCUACUGUUGAUGAAUUGAGAGAAAUUAACUUGGGCACUGUUGAAGAUCCACGACCCACUUACAUCAGCGCGUUGUUGACUGUUGAUGAGGAAUACUCAUAUAUUGAAUUGCUCAAAGAAUUCAAAGACAUCUUUGCAUGGUCUUAUAAGGAAAUGCCGGGGUUGAGCUCCAAGAUAGUUGUUCACCAUUUAGCUGUCAGAAAGGAUGCACGACCAGUCAAGCAGGCUCAGCGCCGAUUCCGACCAGAAUUGGUUCCUCUAAUCGAAGCUGAAGUGAACAAACUCAUCGAUGUGGGGUUUAUUAGAGAAGUCAAAUACCCAACAUGGAUUUCAAGCAUUGUUCCAGUGAGAAAGAAAAAUGGGCAAAUUCGUGUAUGUGUUGACUUCAGGGACUUGAAUGAAGCAUGCCCUAAGGAUGACUUUCCAUUGCCAAUUGCCGAAUUGAUGAUCGAUGCCACAACUGGGCAUGAAGCAUUAACCUUCAUGGAUGGAUCUUCCGGUUACAAUCAAAUUCUCAUGUCACCAAAUGAUGAAGAGUUAACAGCAUUUCGAACCCCGAAAGGAAUCUAUUGCUACAAAGUGAUGCCGUUUGGGUUGAAGAACGUCGGUACCACUUACCAAAGAGCCAUGCAUAAGAUAUUUGAUGAUAUACUUCACAAAAAUGUUGAGUGCUAUGUAGAUGAUUUGGUGGUUAAGUCCAAGAAACGAAGUGAUCACCUACAAGAUCUGCGAAUGGUUUUUGAGCGAUUGAGAAAGCAUCAGUUAAAGAUGAAUCCUCUAAAAUGUGCAUUUGGCGUCAAGUCCGGAAAGUUUCUUGGGUUCAUUGUUCGCCAUCAGGGGAUAGAAAUCGAGCAAGCAAAGAUUGAUGCGAUAAUAAAAAUGCCUGAACCUCAAAAUAUCCAUGAUUUGAAGAGUCUGCAAGGAAAAUUAGCAUACUUGAGAAGGUUUAUUUCAAAUUUAGCUGGAAGGUGUCAACCUUUUAGCCAAAUUAUGAAGAAGGGUAUACCAUUUGAAUGGGAUGAGUCAUGUAAAAGCGCUUUCAAAAAUAUCAAAUCCUACCUGAUGCAACCUCCUGUGUUAGCAGCACCUAUGCCAGGACGCCCCUUGAUCUUGUACAUUGCCGCUCAAGAAGGAUCAAUGGGGGCAUUACUUGCGCAAGAAAACGAAGGUGGAAAGGAGAACACAUUGUACUACUUGAGCAGGACAAUGACGCCAAAUGAAUUGAAGUAUACUCCAAUUGAAAAGUUGUGCUUGGCGUUGAUCUUUUCCAUCCAAAAGCUUAAGCAUUAUUUCCAAGCUCACACGGUCCGCCUUGUAUCUAAGGCAAACCCCUUGAAGUUUGUGAUGUCAAGACCUGUCUUAUCCGACAGGCUUGCACGGUGGUACCUUCAGCUUCAGCAAUUCGAGAUCAUGUAUGUUCCCCAAAAGGCUGUGAAGGGACAAGUACUGGCUUAUUUCUUAGCAGAUCACCCAAUUCCUGCUGAGUGGGAGCUAAGUGACGAUCUCCUGGAUGAAGAUGCACUUGCAAUCGAUAUUGCCCAACCUUGGUGGAUGUUUUUUGAUGGAGCAUUCCAUAGAGAAGGAGCUGGUGCUGGGAUCAUAGUAUAUGGUGAUUCCAAAUUGGUGGUUAAUCAAAUACUUGGGCUGUAUGAAGUGAAGAAACCUGAGUUACUGCCAUAUGUCAAGUAUGCUCGGAAGAUCAUUGGGUGGCUUGGAGAUGUGGAGCUUGAGCAUAUUCCAAGAAAUGAAAACAAACAAGCAGAUGCCUUGGCUAAACUUGCAUCCACCAUAGCUAUGGUCAACGGUGAAACCCAUAUACCAGUAUGUGAAAGAUGGGUCGUGCCACCUAUUUUUGAAAAUGAGAAAUGCGAAGACAUCGAAAGCCAUCUUGUUGAAGUUUUCAAAAUUGAAGAAGAAGAUUGGCGCCAACUGUUGGUGGAUUAUCUAAAAUAUGACAAGUUGCCAAGUGAUCCACGCCGAAGGGUUGAUAUUCGGCGGCGCGCCACUCGCUUUAUAUUUUUCAAAGGAAUACUUUAUAGGAGGUCUUUUGAUGGAGUAUUUCUAAGAUGCUUAAGCAAUGAAGAAGCCACCAAAGCUAUGGAAGAAUCGCAUUCUGGCGUGUGUGGUGCUCACCAAUCGGGACCAAAGCUACAUUUUCGAAUCAAGAGGAUGGGCUACUACUGGCCAACUAUGGUGAAAGAUUGUUUGGAUUAUGCGCAAAGAUGUCAAGCCUGCCAAUUUCAUGCGAAUCUGAUUCAUCAGCCACCCGAGCCACUACACCCCACAGUUGCAUCCUGGCCUUUUGAUGCUUGGGGCAUGGAUGUUGUUGGUCCAUUGACAAAAUCAUCAGGGGGGCAUUUAUACAUUCUAGCUGCGACUGAUUACUUCUCCAAAUGGGCUGAGGCAGUACCAUUAAGAGAAGUGAAAAAAGAGACUGUUGCUGAUUUUAUCCAAACCAACAUCAUCUAUCGCUAUGGAGUUUCCCGCUAUGUCAUAACUGACAAUGGAACACCUUUCAGCAAUACGUUGAUAAGUAAGCUCUGUGAAAAAUUUGGCUUUAAGCAGCGGAAGUCGUCGAUGUAUAAUGCGCUAGCAAAUGGGUUGGCUGAAGCAUUCAACAAAACCUUGUGUAAUCUGUUAAAGAAAAUUAUUUCAAAGUCAAAGCGUGACUGGCAUGAACGCAUUGGAGAAGCAUUGUGGGCAUAUCGAACCACUUAUAGAACUCCCACGCAGGCAACACCUUACUCAUUGGUAUAUGGAGUUGAAGCCGUCAUUCCCCUGGAAUAA